Messenger RNA from Tupaia belangeri chinensis (Chinese tree shrew), 6998 nucleotides. It is a transcript of the gene MID2, whose product is annotated as midline 2. Lineage: Eukaryota; Metazoa; Chordata; Mammalia; Scandentia; Tupaiidae. Gene Ontology annotation, biological process: protein localization to microtubule. The transcript has 11 exons. Bases 339 to 2486 code for a protein of 715 amino acids. Gene Ontology annotation, molecular function: zinc ion binding; microtubule binding. Gene Ontology annotation, cellular component: microtubule. The record is from RefSeq and is a predicted model, not a curated record.
AGGACCUAUGCAGUGGACCCAGGCACUCUCUUCUCUUUGCUGGUUGCAGUGGCCUUUUCCUUGUUCUUAUCUGGCGGUUCGUGGGGCCAGGGGGUUGGCGGGUGGGAGAAGAGUUUGGCUAUAAUAUUUCUUCUGUAUUUUACACACAUACUGUUCUCUCCGUCUUACACACACACACACACACACACACGCACGCACACACACACACCCGCUCGGGCCCCUCUCCGUGUGUCUUCCUUCAAGAUGACAGGGCGCUGGAGAAAAGGCUGCUGGAAUCAGCUGGUGAAAGCCCAACCUCUGUGGUUCUUAAUGCCUCAGCAGGAUUAUUUUCACUAAAGAUGGAAACACUGGAGUCUGAAUUGACCUGUCCAAUCUGCCUAGAGUUGUUUGAAGACCCCCUUCUGCUCCCUUGUGCUCAUAGCCUCUGCUUCAGCUGUGCCCAUCGCAUCUUGGUCUCCAGCUGCAGCUCUGGUGAAUCCAUUGAACCCAUUACUGCUUUCCAGUGUCCUACGUGCAGGUAUGUUAUAUCGCUGAACCACCGGGGCCUGGAUGGCCUCAAGAGGAAUGUGACCCUGCAGAACAUUAUUGAUCGCUUCCAGAAAGCUUCAGUCAGUGGGCCCAAUUCCCCAAGUGAGAACCGCAGAGAGAGGACUUACAGGCCCAGCACCGCCAUGUCUAGUGAGAGAAUUUCUUGCCAGUUCUGUGAACAGGACCCACCAAGGGAUGCAGUGAAAACAUGCAUCACCUGUGAAGUAUCUUACUGUGACCGUUGCCUGCGGGCCACACACCCCAACAAGAAACCUUUCACCAGCCACCGCCUGGUGGAACCAGUGCCAGACACACACCUUCGAGGGAUCACCUGCCUGGACCAUGAGAAUGAGAAAGUGAACAUGUACUGUGUAUCUGAUGACCAAUUGAUCUGUGCCUUAUGCAAACUGGUGGGGCGUCACCGUGACCAUCAGGUCGCAUCCCUGAAUGAUCGAUUUGAGAAACUCAAGCAAACUCUGGAGAUGAACCUCACCAACCUGGUUAAACGCAACAGUGAACUAGAAAAUCAAAUGGCCAAACUAAUACAGAUCUGCCAACAAGUUGAGGUGAAUACUGCUAUGCAUGAGGCAAAACUUAUGGAAGAAUGUGACGAGUUGGUAGAGAUCAUCCAGCAGAGGAAGCAAAUGAUUGCUGUCAAAAUCAAAGAGACAAAGGUUAUGAAACUGAGAAAGUUGGCUCAGCAGGUUGCUAAUUGCCGCCAGUGUCUUGAACGGUCAACAGUCCUCAUCAACCAAGCCGAGCAUAUUCUGAAAGAAAAUGACCAGGCACGGUUUCUACAGUCUGCAAAAAAUAUUGCUGAGAGGGUCGCUAUGGCAACUGCAUCUUCUCAAGUUCAAAUUCCAGACAUCAAUUUUAAUGAUGCCUUUGAAAACUUUGCUUUAGAUUUUUCCAGAGAAAAGAAACUGCUGGAGGGGCUAGAUUAUUUAACAGCCCCAAACCCACCAUCUAUCCGAGAGGAACUCUGUACUGCCUCCCAUGACACGAUUACAGUCCACUGGAUCUCGGAUGAUGAGUUCAGCAUCAGCUCCUAUGAGCUUCAGUACACCAUAUUCACUGGCCAGGCUAACUUCAUCAGUAAGUCAUGGUGUAGUUGGGGCCUGUGGCCAGAGAUAAGGAAAUGUAAGGAAGCAGUAAGCUGCUCAAGAUUGGCCGGGGCGCCACGAGGCCUAUAUAACUCAGUGGAUAGCUGGAUGAUUGUGCCCAACAUUAAACAGAACCAUUACACGGUGCAUGGACUCCAGAGUGGGACACGCUACAUCUUCAUUGUUAAAGCCAUAAACCAAGCAGGCAGCCGGAACAGUGAGCCUACCAGACUGAAAACAAACAGCCAACCGUUUAAACUGGAUCCCAAAAUGACACACAAAAAGUUGAAGAUCUCCAAUGAUGGACUGCAGAUGGAGAAGGAUGAAAGCUCUCUGAAGAAGAGCCAUACCCCAGAGAGGUUUAGUGGUACAGGGUGCUACGGGGCUGCAGGAAAUAUAUUCAUUGACAGUGGCUGCCACUACUGGGAGGUUGUCAUGGGUUCCUCGACAUGGUAUGCAAUUGGUAUUGCCUACAAAUCAGCUCCAAAGAAUGAGUGGAUUGGUAAAAAUGCCUCCUCAUGGGUCUUCUCACGCUGCAAUAGUAACUUCGUGGUGAGACAUAACAACAAGGAAAUGCUGGUGGAUGUACCCCCACAGUUGAAGCGUCUGGGUGUCCUCCUGGAUUAUGACAACAACAUGCUGUCUUUCUAUGACCCAGCUAACUCUCUCCAUCUUCAUACUUUUGAUGUGACCUUCAUUCUUCCAGUUUGUCCAACAUUCACAAUCUGGAACAAAUCUCUAAUGAUCCUGUCUGGCUUGCCUGCCCCAGAUUUUAUUGAUUACCCCGAGCGGCAGGAAUGUAACUGCAGGCCUCAAGAGUCCCCCUAUGUUUCUGGGAUGAAAGCUUGCCAUUAAGUUUCAAGAGAGCAUGUAAUUCACUGGCUCUCCAAUUCAGCAGUUCUUCCCCUUCAGCAGUUCUUUCCCUCCUAAACCUCAGUUAGUGUUCAAUAUACAAGAUACAAAAUAAAGUUUAUUUGAAGCAUCCAAAAUAACUAGAUAUUGUAGAUUUAAUUUUUGUGCAUUAAGGCUUGUAUUUAAAUUAACGCAUUGAGUUCUCAGAACAAAUUGUCUGAGCAAUCUGGGUUCAAACCAUUGGAAAAGAAAUUUAGAGAAUGCUUCUGUUGUCAUUGGAAAAUUUAAAAUUCCCAGUGAUUUAAAAAUAGAAAUGAUUUCAGAAGAAAUUAGGGUGAUUCUAGGUAAAUGCUAUAGAAAGAUACUCUGAACAAGGGGCUAGCCAACCAGAAACUAGGGGUGGGGGAGUUAGGCUUUCUAAUACUGGUCAUUUAGGCUAAAUAUAAUUUCGAACAGUGUCAAAUUAUCACAUAUUAUAUGCCGCUAUUGAUAAAAAAAAAACUAUACUCAAAGAUUUAUUAUAAGGAAACCGUGAAUGUGUAUAUAAAAUGAAUUAUACACUCAUGUAUAAUUAUACAUUCAUGUAUAAUUCAUUUUAAUAUAUUGUGUACACACAAUAACUUUUUAAUUUUCUCAUUUGAGUAAGAAAUAUACUGGGAGGGAAAAUAAAUUACAUCAUGCAUUUUUGUCCCCUAACAGAAGCAUCAAAUUCAAUCAACACUUCUCCCUUCCUUUCAUCCAUCCUUAUCUUCCUCUUGUCACAUACACACACAAUCAUGACAUAGAUAAUGAGAAGAGCUCUAGGUUGGAUUAUGAGAGAUUUGGGGAAAAUAUUGCACAAAAGAUGCUAUCACUGUAUAGAAAAUAAUUCAGGUAGAAGGGUCCUAUAUAGCACAAUUUCACUGAUGGUACCUAAUAGAAGAGGUCCAUCUGAAUUGUUAAAAAGUCUGUCACAGAAUAUUUCAAAGAAAUACAGUUGUAUUACUCUCAAGUACAUACAUUUACUAGAAUUAGGCCAAAAAGUAUUGCAUAUGGAGUUUCUUUAGGAACCUGCUUUACUUAUUAAGAAUGAAGUGUUGUAGAUGCAACAACUAUUUGCAUAUAAAUGUACUUGCAUUUUCAGAUAAAACACUUCUGAAGUGCUUAUGAAUGCCUGAGAACAGUUUGUGUCCUUAAGACACUAACCAUUCCUGUUGCAAUCUUAUUUACACUAUUCAUUGUUAAUCUAAACUCUUCAUUGCGAGUGCAGACAUAAACUUCAUCCCAAUUCUCAUUAAUAUAGUUGAAGGGAACGGAGCUUUAUGGUUCGUGAUUUUGUCAGUUCCAUUGUAAGGAUUGGGGAUGUCAGAGGACCAGAGCUUUCUCCUUCCCAGGUGCUAAAUCUGCUUCAAGGAGUCUACACCUUGGGAGUUGGGAAAAUGUUACUGUUAUACAAUUAGAAAAUGGUGACUGUAACAAUCCCCCAGAUGGAAGCCUGCAAACAAUGUCAGAACUUCUUCCCUCUUCCUUUCUACCUGCUUAGUGGAUGCUCAUUUAUUAAUUUGUUCAAUAAACUAUUAAAUGCCAGGUACCACAAUUACUGCCAUAGGAGUGCACAUAUAAAUGAAACACAGUUCCUGCUGUCAAAUGGCUUUACUCUCCUGUAAAGGAGAUGAUCUAUAUAUUGGGUCAUCAGAAAACUCAUGACAUAUUUUUCAUGUUUUUCUAUGUAAAAGAGUCCUGACUUUUCCGACGACUGAAUACAAUAAAUCCUCCCAAAUACCAGUUAUGUAUUUUUUGUUCACCUAACAUAGAAACCCAAACUGAUGCAGAUCAGAAAGAAGGCUCAAACUUAGAUAUCUAGUGGCAAAGUCAGCAUUUUUGUUGCUGUUGUUUGAAAGACUGCAUGUACUUACCAUUAAUCGGGAAAUGAGCAACUUCAGUAAGAUUCAGAGUGCUGGUAAACAACUUGCUGUAUUGGAAAGCUCAUAAUCUUUGGAUUAAACCAACCCCAGUUUUUCUGCCAUUUACUAGCAAUACACCCUAGGGCAAGUAAUACAUUUCUCUGAACCUCUGUUUAUUCUUCUGUAAAAUAGUAUCUAAUUCACAAAGCUUCAAAGAUUUAAAAAGAUAACAUCUGUAAACUGCUUAGCACAGUGCCUGGCAUUUAGUAAGUAUAGUAUACCAUAAAUAUUAAUCUACUCAUCUACCCUCAGACCCAAUGCAAUGUAAAAUAUAUGACCUUCAUUUCUCAGUUACCUGGUCUCUACCUUAGAACCUAUCCUCAAAUCCUUACAAGAGAGGAUUUUUUUAUUCCUUCAUAAAAUCUUUCACCGGCUCCCUCACCAUUCAGUAGACUAUCUCAACUUCUUAGAGUUUGACUUUUCAUGUCUCUGCUUUCCCAGAUUCAUCUUUUGCCAUGUUCCCCCUCACACUGAUUAUUGUAGCAAAGUUGAACUAAUUUCACAAGUUGUUCUUUGGGCCUGAAGCAGAGAUGUUAUUAACUAUUUUUGCCCAGAAUAGAUAAUAGGAUUAUAAUCCUAACUUAAAAGAAUAGUAUGAAAACAUAAAAAUACAAAACACUCUACCUCCAAUCCCGUUCAGUUUCCUUUGCCUUGUCUUUGGCUCUUUAGAAGCCAUUCAUUUAUUUUUAUGUCCUUUAGAUUUUAGUACCCUGGGUCAAAGCUUUUGACUCUAGCCUGUACUACCUUUCCAUAUCUUGGACCCUCCAAACCAGACUAACUGCUGACCCCAUAGACUGGGUUAUGUGCCCAUCUUGAAACUCCAAUGGCACCCUGAGCCCCUCCCUCUCUCAGCAAUAAUCACAUCAUAUAAUAGUGUUUUCCAAAGUGUUUUCCUUAGACCACCUAUGUUAGAAAACUAUGGGGUUUGUUAAAAUAGUUGAUUUCUGAACCCUGCUCCUGAUCUACUUAAUUAGACUAUCUGGGGACAUAGGUGAGAAUUUAUAUUUUUGACAAGCUUCUCAUGUGAUUUUGAUGCACACAAAAGUUUAAUGUAUAAUAAUCAUCUUCCCUUCUAAACUGUGAAUACCUUGAGAGCAAGGACUGUGUCUUUUAUUGUUGUUGUUGUUGUUGUAUUUUGAAUACCUGGCACAGUGUCUGGAACAGAGUAGUUGCCUGGCUAAUGUUUAUUGAAUGAAUGUAUAAAUGAACAAAUGAAUAAUCAAAGUUUCCCACUUAUUCUGAUAUCCAUAGUGGUGCUUGUUAUGUCCUGGGCAGAAAAGCUUGGUUACUUCCCCAUUUGGGCUGUAUUGGUAUCGUUUUGCAGAUGUAUCAAGGCUCAUACAUAUACAUGAACAUUGUUUUCCUCAGAAACUCUUUGGCAGUUGUCUUGAGGAAUUUUCUUUGGAGGACGUGACACCAUUCUUUUUGAUGGCAUUUCCAAUAAUUUCAAACUUUGUUCUUUGAAGAUGGAUUUUAGUUUUGGUUAUAGCCAAAAAUCACUCAGGGGUAAGCCUACUGAAUAAAGUGGGAAAUUAAAAUGAAUUGGGGGUAAGCAAUGAAGUUGCUAAAGUCCCAACCUCUGGGCCAGACAAUGCAAAGCAAUUUCCAAGAUACAAUGUGGUGGCAAAGUACUUCCAGAUAUUUAUUUUAGUAAACUUAAGACUUUCACAGAACCCUGGCAAUACUAGGGACCUUAAGAGAAGUCACUGGCUACCUCUAGCUAAACCCAGCUGAACAAAGGAAAUAGGAUCUGUAUUUAACAUCUUCAAGGAAGGUGACUCCAUAAGCUUAUGUUGUUUUGCUUUACUCAGUCUAUUCUGCACAACAUUCUCUGCUAAAAUUUAUUUUCUGUCUGCAAUUUAUGCUUAUUUCCACUUUUUAUAUUACCUUCUUGAAGAAAGCACAAAACUAAUUAAAAAUAAAGUUAGACUUGCUUUAAGAAUAUGAAAAGAAUUUUAAUGCCACAUUGAGGUUCAGUUGUAAGAGUAACUGCAUCUGGAUAUGUUUUUAUUAUGUAAUUCCAUUGUGUAUCUUUGGAUGCAGUGAAAUUCAGAUAGCAGUAAAAUCACUUAUAUGUUCUUUUCAGCUAAAACAUACUAGAUGAAUUUUCUAAGCUUUCAUGGUUUACAUAUUUAUAAAUGAAUACCUGGAUGGAGCAAUCCAUGGAUGGACUUUUGAAUAAGCUGAAAUAUUUGAUAUCCUUUCCUCCAAGGAAUAAAGAAUGUGAGGCAGGUAGAUAAGAACACUCUCACACUUGUUUCUAGAUCCUGAAACCGAUUACAGCCUUGGAGCCAUUGGGCUGUAUUAGGCUAUGUGUUACAGGUUGGCUAGACUGGUUGCCAUCAAGUCAGGCAAAACUGCCUUUUAUGAUGUGGUCUGCCAGCUUCAGACAUAUGCUGUGCUGUUGUUAUUGGCUAGAAUAUUUAUUAGAUUAUUGUUGGACUAUUUUUUAUCAAAUGCUCUACUCCAGGCCUGUUUGCACUGGGAGUUCUGGACCAAUAGUGUCCCUCCUAGUGACAAAAUAUAAACAUCUGCGGAUUACACAGCCUCAUCUCUCUCCAAAAUAUCCUGA